GAUGGCUGCUCUUGAGAAACAUCCAGACCUGAGGCUCCAGCAGAACAAUCCAUCGGAUCCCAGCACCAGUCAGAAGAGUCAUUUCUUGGAGACUGACUGGAAAACACCUAUGUUGUCUGUGAAGUUCCAGAGCCGUGUCAGUCGCUGUUCAAGUGUGGCUGACAGCGGGGAUGGGGGCAUUGGGACCUCCUGCUCAGACAGCACAGAAGACUUUUGCAAUUCCAGUAACGGUUCCUCAUUCCAGCCCAUCAAAACCCAAGUGACCAUCCCAACAGCCCAUGUUAUGCCUUCUACAUUGGGUGCCUCGCCCUCCAAGGUGUGCUCUGCGGGAGACCAGAGCUGCUCGCAGAGUACUUCAAAAACUGCUAUGCCAGGGUCUGCUUCUGAACACACAGGGCUCACGAGAAAUGGAGACUUUAAUGCUGGGAAGUCAUCUCAGGUGCCACCCAGGGAUCUCUUGCGUCUCUACGGGACUUCAGGGGAAAAUGGUUUUGAGCAAUCCUGGCAUCCUGUUUCUGAUCACAUGAGAACAGAAGAUACUUGGAAGUUUGACACCCCUGCCAUUGAGCGCACCCUUAACCAGUCUCUCUUUCUGGAUAGUUUGUGCACUGACCCUCUCCACAGGUUCCAGAAGUUCAAUCCAAGCUCUGGGGCAGCUGAGGCAGGAAAGGACCAUUAUAAGGUGCUGCCAGAGAGUAAGCAAGCGGCAGGGGCUAACGGAGCCUGUGAGCCCCAGGACGGAACGUGGCCGAGCGGGAGCAGACUGAUGCCAACAGGACUCCAGGCCAACAAUUUCUUUUCAAAACCUGUAACUCCUUCAUCUCGACCAUGGAUGCAAGAAGCCUGCACGCUACAUCCACACGAGAGGGUCUGUGAGCUCAGUGCUUGGAAACAACAGCUGGAGAAAGUGCGAUUGCAGAUAGAGCAAAUGCAGUUGCAAAAUGGAGGUGCCUGCCACCAUCCCUCGAUGUAUUCUCCUUCGCUGCCUACACCUGAUCCAGCCCAGUGGAUCAAUAUCCUGAACUCCAAUGAAAACCUACUCAAGGAGAAAGAGCUUCUCAUUGACAGACAAAGACAACACAUAUCUCAGUUGGAGCAGAAGGUCCGUGAAAGUGAACUGCAGGUUCACAGUGCCCUGCUUGGCUGUCCAGCACCCUAUGGAGAUGUCUACAUGUUGAGAAUGCAGGAGCUGCAGCGGGAGAACACGUUUCUUCGAGCGCAGUUCACAGAGAAGACUGAAUCCCUCAGUAAGGAAAAGAUUGAACUGGAGAGAAAACUGGCUGCUGCAGAGGUGGAUGCAAAGCUGAUCCGGGAGUCGCUGAAGGAAACUAUGCAGAAACAUGCAGAGGAGUUAAAGAAACAGGAAGAAAGGGUAAAGGGAAGAGACAAACACAUUAAUAAUCUUAAAAAGAAAUGCCAGAAGGAGUCUGACCAAAACAGGGAGAGACAACAGAGAAUUGAGACCCUGGAACGAUACCUGGCUGAUCUACCAACCCUUGAGGACCACCAGAAACAGAGUCAGAAGCUGAAGGAAUCUGAACUGAAGAGUACUGCUAUGCAGGAAACGGUGCUGGCACUGGAAACGGAGCUUGGAGAUGUCCGGGCUGCUUUCAGGGAGCAAGAGAUGCAGCUAGAAACCCAAAAACACAAGGAAAUGGAGCUUCUUUCCACUGUGCGCAGCUUGCAGGACAAGAUGCAGCAAUGUGUAAAGAAUGCAGAGAGAGGACCGCCUGCCCAGGAUGCAGAGAGACAGAAAAUAGAAAAUGACUCUCUGAAGAAAGAAUGCGACUGCCUCAGGAAGAUUGUGGACAAACAGCAGAAGAAGAUGGAGCAGCUGUCGUUGCAAGUAAAGAACCUGGAAGAACAGGUGGCCCAGGAAGAGGGGACAAGCCAAGCUCUGAAAGAGGAGGCGAUGAGAAGAGAAAAUGCACUGCAGCAGCUCCGGACCGCUGUGAAAGAGCUUUCAGUGCAGAACCAGGAUCUCAUUGAGAAGAACCUGACCCUUCAGGAGCGACUCCGGCAGGCAGAGCUAACAACCCAGCCGCUGCCUGCUGAGACAGCCCGCCUCGCCCAGGAGUUGCACAGCGAGCUGGCCAGUUGUCUGCAGGAUUUGCAGUCUGUCUACAGCAUUGUCACUCAGAGGGCUCAGGGCAAGGAUCCCAACCUGUCUCUGCUCCUAGGCAUUCGCUCUGUGCAGACCUCUGCUACGGAGAAGGACGACUUGUUGAGCCCUGAUGGACUUGCAAAGAAACUGGUGGAGGUAAAACAGCUUCACAAAGAGGUGGAGGACUUAAGGACAGCAAUAUCUGACAGAUAUGCUCAGGACAUGGGAGACAACUGCAUCACCCAGUAAAGAACACUCCCCAAAGUAAGACAGGAAAUGAAGACUUGAAACCCUCAGGAGUCUAGAGCUCCUACAACCCAAAACCUAUUCAGCACUUUACCACCCCUUUGCUCGGGUACAAGAUGUGUGACUUAUCCAAUCUGUGAGAAAUCAGGGGGUUUGUUGCCAGAAGUGUUUAGCUGCUGACUGGCUAACUGGAAUCUUUCAGGGCUUCGGUGUCGGGCUUUGCAGUAGCUUUGAUCUUGUGGAAUGUGUUUAUGCUGUGUUUGCUGGAGCUGGUGUGGUCUCUGAUGCUGGGAGAUGAAUUCUGAAUUGCCUUCCAGGCAUGUCAAAUGCUGAACAUGCAAAUGUGACAGUUAAAAUCAUCACUAAAAGGAAA
Fulmarus glacialis (Northern fulmar) is the source of this 2723-nucleotide messenger RNA. RefSeq names its product centrosomal protein 85kDa (gene CEP85). The coding region runs from base 2 to 2353 and encodes 783 amino acids. The record is from RefSeq and is a predicted model, not a curated record. Lineage: Eukaryota; Metazoa; Chordata; Aves; Procellariiformes; Procellariidae. Gene Ontology annotation, cellular component: centrosome. The transcript has 13 exons.